Cyphomyrmex costatus is the source of this 2239-nucleotide messenger RNA. RefSeq names its product F-box and leucine rich repeat protein partner of paired (gene Ppa). The record is from RefSeq and is a predicted model, not a curated record. The coding region runs from base 67 to 1590 and encodes 507 amino acids. Gene Ontology annotation, molecular function: protein binding. Gene Ontology annotation, cellular component: SCF ubiquitin ligase complex. Gene Ontology annotation, biological process: SCF-dependent proteasomal ubiquitin-dependent protein catabolic process. NCBI's taxonomy places the organism in Eukaryota, Metazoa, Arthropoda, Insecta, Hymenoptera, Formicidae. The transcript is spliced from 2 exons.
ACGGGGUCGGGCUCGCAGGACGACGAACACGACGACGAGGACGAGGAGGACGAUAGCGACGACGCGAUGAUGGAGGAGAGCCAGCUGUUGAUGACUGAACUUCCGUCGCCGUUGACGCCAAGCGCCGGUCGCGGCGGGACGACGUUGCUCCAUCGUCCGGGCCACUACUACCACCUGCACCAGCCGCACCUGGCGAUCCCGACGUCGCAGAACCAGGCGAUCCUUCAGCACAACUCCGGCAGCACGGCGCCGCAUUACGGCACCGACGGCAAUGGCGCCUGCGGUGGCGGCGGCGGCACCGCGGGAGGCGGCGCGACCGCUGGUGGCAUCUCCUCCCGGCAUCACCAGCUGCACCCGCAUCAGGUGCAUCAACGCGGCACCGCGGUAACGCACGGCCAGCCCGCCGCGAGCACCCACGUGUCCUCCCUCUAUCCGGAGAUUCUCGCGCUCAUCUUCAGCUACCUGGACGUCCGCGACAAAGGACGCGCCGCUCAAGUGUGCACCACGUGGCGGGACGCCGCCUAUUAUCGCUCGGUCUGGCGAGGAGUGGAGGCGCGGCUGCACCUCAGGAAACAGGCGCCGGCGUUGUUCGCCAGUCUGGUAAGACGUGGCGUGAAGAAGGUACAGGUGUUGUCCUUGCGACGCGGCCUCAGCGACGUUCUGAAGGGCGUGCCGAAUCUCGAGGCGCUCAACUUGUCCGGCUGCUACAACAUCACCGACUCCGGUAUCACGAACGCUUUUUGUCAGGAGUACCCGUCCCUCAUCGAGCUCAACCUAUCGCUCUGCAAGCAAGUGACCGACACCUCGCUCAGCAGGAUAGCGCAGUUCCUGAAGAAUCUCGAGCAUCUCGAACUGGGCGGCUGCUGUAACAUCACCAACACCGGCUUGCUGCUGAUCGCAUGGGGCCUGAAGAAACUCAAGCGACUGGACCUGCGAAGUUGCUGGCACGUGUCCGACUUGGGUAUCGCUCAUUUAGCCGGACUGAACCGCGAGACCGCUGACGGUAAUCUCGCCCUGGAGCACCUGAGCCUGCAGGACUGCCAACGAUUGAGCGACGAGGCGCUCAGGCACGUGUCGCUCGGCCUUACCACCCUCAAGUCCAUCAACCUGUCGUUCUGCGUGUGCAUCACCGACUCCGGCGUCAAACACCUGGCCAGGAUGUCGAGUCUACGCGAGUUGAACCUACGCUCGUGCGACAACAUCUCCGACAUCGGCAUGGCGUACUUGGCCGAGGGUGGCAGUCGGAUCACGUCGCUCGACGUGUCGUUCUGCGACAAGAUCGGCGAUCAGGCGCUCGUCCACAUCUCUCAAGGCCUGUUCAACCUCAAGUCCCUGUCCCUGUCCGCCUGCCAGAUCAGCGACGAGGGUAUCUGCAAGAUCGCCAAGACCCUGCACGACCUCGAGACCCUCAACAUCGGCCAGUGCAGUCGGCUCACCGACCGCGGUCUGCACACCGUCGCCGAGAGCAUGAAGAACCUCAAGUGCAUCGACCUGUACGGCUGCACGAAAAUCACCACCAGCGGCCUCGAGCGGAUCAUGAAGCUGCCACAGCUCAGUACGUUAAAUCUUGGUCUGUGGCACGUGCGGUGAUGGCUUUUUCCGUGGCUAAGUGCUCUGGACGAACGCUGCCAACGUUAUCGUCAUCGUCAUCGGCAUCGUCAUCGUUACCAAGGCGACGACGACGACGACGACGACUCCUCGCAGCGACCCAAGGAUAACUUCGUCUUCGCGCGCAUGUUCCUGCCGCAGGCGGUAAGUCCGUUGCUGUCGCUCGGCGCACGAAGUCGCCCGAGCGCCCUCGACAUCGGCAUCCACGACGUCGUCGGCGAAUAGCGUUUAGCUCGUUUCUCCCCGCCCGAGACGGAAAUUCCCCCUUUCUCGAGGGGGAAGCAACCGCUGGGUUCUCGAGGGGCACCGUUUUUUCAAGCAAAUGGCAUUACGUCCCUUCGAAGAGCGUUUUCUUUUCCAAAAAAAAAAAAAAAAAAAAAAAAAAAAAGCGACCGUUUCGAGCACACAUACCGCAUUUCCGAUCGGUACUUGAUCGUCGCGCGUCGAAGGCGAUCGCUAGAUUAAUUAAACGUAGGGUUCGACGAGUCUCAAAUGCCUCGAUUCAAUUCUCGGCUCGCUCGACUCUCGAAAAUUUAGGGGAAAAAAAAAAAAGGAAACGAAUGUCGCGUCUGGGAUUUUCUCGCUCAUCGAUUCCGCAAAGCUACGAUUAUCAACGACACGCAGUUGGCAA